Drosophila bipectinata is the source of this 1230-nucleotide messenger RNA. Its product is annotated as putative transferase CAF17 homolog, mitochondrial. The record is from RefSeq and is a predicted model, not a curated record. Gene Ontology annotation, biological process: iron-sulfur cluster assembly. Gene Ontology annotation, cellular component: mitochondrial matrix. Lineage: Eukaryota; Metazoa; Arthropoda; Insecta; Diptera; Drosophilidae. Gene Ontology annotation, molecular function: protein binding.
AAGCGUUCCAAACGAGAAUUGGAUAGUACAAAUUUAAAGUUCACACUGAUAAAGCCGAAAUUUCGAAUUAAAACAUUGCAGCCAAGCAUGAACCUAGGCACAAAUUUCAAGUUAUUACGCAUGGCGCGGCUGCACAUACGUAAUCUUCGCGAGCUAUCUACGCUGAUGCGUAUUCCGUCCGCCCGAUCAGUCACUGGGCGGCAGAAUUUCAUCCUGGAGCCGUUGUCCGGUCGAGAGCUCAUACGCGUCCAUGGAUCUGAAGUGAUCCCAUUCCUGCAAGGUCUGGUGACGAACGAUGUAUCACGAUUGGAGUCGUCCAGCGGUCCUUCCUCGAUGUAUGGCCUUUUUCUCAACAAAAGUGGCCGCGUUCUAUACGAUACAAUUAUUUAUCGAACAAACAAUCCCGACACAUUUUUGCUUGAAUGUGAUCGCGAAGCUUCAGCGGAGUUUCGGCGCCAUCUGCGUACUUACCGGGUUCGGAAGAGCAUCGACAUCGACAGUGUGGAUGACGAGUACAGCACUUGGGUAAUGUUCAGUCCGAAAUCGGAACCGGUGCCCCCCAGUUCUAAUCCGGAUUUAUUUGUGUCCCCCGAUGCAAGACUUUCUUCUUUGGGGACCCGCAUCCUGGCACCGGCAGACCUAAACUGGAGUCAACUAAUCAAAGGCUACUGGUGCAACAACGAAUUCUCAGCGUCACCAGCUUCUGAAGAUUGCAACUAUCAAUUGCUUCGGUAUGAACAAGGUGUAGGGGAGGGUAGUCUAGAGCUACCUCCCGGCAAGUGCUUUCCCCUAGAGGCUAAUGCCGAUUAUCUGCACGGCGUGAGCUUUCAGAAGGGCUGUUAUGUGGGCCAGGAGCUGACCGCCCGCAUACAUCAUUCAGGUGUGAUUCGCAAGCGCUACAUGCCGAUCCGACUUACAGCUCCGAUUGGAUCCAAUAAGGAUGUGACUUCCGUGGCGGGAGCAAAACUAGGCCGCGUCUGCGGGGCUGCUCAUAACCGUGGAGUGGCCUUACUGCGCAUCGAACAGGUGCUCAAUGGCCGCCAGGAGCUAAUGGUCGACGGUGAGCGCUGUUACGCCGACCGACCGCAGUGGUGGCCACAAGACAUGCCAGGAAAGCGUCGUAUGGCUUUCGCGGAAUGAGUCAAGAGCUGAUUGUAACCACCAAUUGUUGAAUUUUAUCGUUGCGUGACUGUAGAAUCUUUAGUAUAGUAAACCAUGUUUCUUAUAUGA